GCCUUGGGACUCUAAAGACAUGGAUGACAGCUGUGGUCGAAUUCCCAAGUGCCCUUUCUUUGGGUAUCUCUUAUCCCCUUCCCCCCCUCCUUUUCGCUCUAUGUUACAAAACAAAGGCAUAAAUUUCUCUUCUUUUUUUUUCUUCUAUAUGGGUUUGUUAUUUAUUGUAUAUACAAAGUUUCUUUUCUCCUUUAUUUGUGUACUGGCCAGUUUUGUUUUAUGUGAUGGGGUGUUAGGAAUUCUCUCUGUUUUGCAGGUCGGGGUUAAGGUGGUAAUGUGAUGUGCUAAGUGGGUUUUUGUUCUUUCAUAAUUCUGCAAUGGAUUUGCCUUUUGAGGGAGGCCCUCUUGAUCCGUCAACAAGCAGCAAGUUAAGUAUUAACGAAAAGAGAGAACUUGUCUAUCAAUUAUCAAAGUGGCCAGGUGCAUCUGCAAGGCUACAGUCAUGGAGCCGUCAGGAGAUUCUGCAGAUCCUAUGUGCUGAGAUGGGUAAAGAAAGAAAAUAUACAGGAUUGACAAAGUUGAAAAUCAUAGAGCACCUAUUGAAAAUUGUCUCUGAAAAACAAUCUGGGGAUUGUGAGGCCUCACCUGACCUUGAGACUGAAACGUCUCUUGCAUCCACUCAUAGAGCUUCCAAAAGACAGAGGAAAACUGAUAACCCAUCCCGAGUACCUACUCCAUUUAACUAUUUUGCAGCCAGCAAUGGGCUCGGUGAUCAAGGCAAUACUGUAUACUGCAAAAACUCAGCAUGUAGAGCUAUCUUAAGACCAGAUGACACAUUUUGCAAGAGGUGUUCGUGUUGUAUCUGUCAUCAGUAUGAUGACAACAAAGAUCCCAGCCUGUGGUUAAUUUGCAGUUCAGAGCCUCCUUUUCAAGGUGUUGCAUGUUGCAUGUCAUGCCAUCUUGAUUGUGCCUUAAAACAUGAAAGUUCUGGCAUUGGGAAAGAUGGACAUCAUGGGAGACUUGAUGGGAGCUUCCGCUGUUUUGCUUGUGGGAAAGUCAACGAUCUGCUAGGAUGCUGGAGAAAACAAUUGAUGAUGGCUAAAGAUACCAGGAGGGUGGACAUUCUUUGCUAUCGUGUGUCCUUGAGUCAGAAACUUCUGAAUGGGACUGAAAAGUAUCAAAAACUUCAUGAGAUUGUUGAUGAAGCUGCAAAGAAGCUAGAAGCUGAAGUGGGUCCGUUAAUUGGCUUACCUGUAAAGAUGGGUAGAGGUAUUGUCAACAGGCUUUCUUCAGGACCAGAGGUUCAGAAACUCUGCACUUUAGCUUUGGAGACACUGGACAGAAUGCUUUCAAACACCAUUUUGCAUCCGUUGCCUGAUCCAAAUAUGCAAGAUUCAAAAAUGAUUGCUCCAGUCACAGUCAACUUUGAAGAUGUACUUGCAACUUCCCUUGCUUUGGUUCUGAGUUCUGAAGAUUCUUCAACUGAUGAUAUUGUUGGUUAUACCUUGUGGCAUCGUAAUGGUCAUGAUCUGGAUUAUCCAGCAGAACCUACUUGCAGACUGUUCUUACCAAACACAACAUAUGUUGUCGCAGGUCUAUCUCCAGCCACAGAAUACCAUUUUAAAGUUGUUCCUUUCAAUGGUGUAAGAGAAUUGUGCAUGUGUGAAGUUCAGUGCUCAACCAGCUCGACUGGCAUUACUCAGGACGAAGUCCCAAACUAUUCAAUAGUUGAAAGAAGUCAAAGCCCAAAUACCAAUUGUAGCAGCUUCUCUAAUCCAUCCUCUGUGGAGGAUGAAACAAAUAACAAUCCACCAUGCAAUGAUCAGACUGUCAACCGAGCAGACAAUUAUCAUUCUUAUUCCAAGGACACUGAUAAAAUUGUUUCUGCCAACAAAUCUAAUGGUGCUUUAAAUAGCUCUGACGUCCUAGCAGAUGCAAUUCCCUUGCUAGACGUGGAACAUGCUACACAGAUGGUAAGCUCGAAGCUCAAUUCUGAUAUGCAAAUGCUUGAUAAGAAGCGCUUGUCAGAGAACCAAAUCAUUGAGGAGAUAAUUACAGAUAAUGGGUCAGAUACCCCUGUUCAAAUUGCCAUGGAAAGCGUGCCAUUUGUGAGAAACUCUGAAGCUGGCUUGCCCAUUACUCCCUGCAAGCUGGAAAUGCUCAAGGAUGGGCAAGGAAGAAAUGGAAGGUCCAAAUCCAGCAACAAAGACAUGGUGAAAGUGUCUGGAAAAGGAGAGGAGCCCCAAUAUGGCAGCAAUUCGAAGAAGAGAAGUGGGGAGUGGCGAGAUGAGGAGUGUAUGGCAAAUGGUCAUUCAGACAGGGACUUUGAGUAUUACGUGAAGAUCAUCAGAUGGUUAGAGUGUGAAGGACAUAUUGAGAAGAAUUUCCGGCAGAAAUUCUUGACUUGGUAUGGCCUGAGAGCAACAGCUCAAGAUGUAAGGGUUGUGAAGACAUUCGUUGAUACUUUUAUUGAAGAUCCUGCUUCUCUCGCAGAACAGAUCGUAGACACCUUUUCAGAAUGUAUAUCCAGCAGCAGAUCAUCUGUUGUGCCAUCUGGGUUCUGCAUGAAGCUCUGGCAUUGACAACCUUUGACUAGGUUAAAUUAAGUCCUUGCGCGAAAGCCCGCCAAGGGACUGUGUAGCAGUAAUUCUUUAAUUAGACCCCAUUAACAUUCUUCACCAGACCAUCAUCAUUCACAUGUAUCACCAGCAUUUGUCAUUCUUGAGAUGUAAGAAUGCCAGAAUUCAUUGCCUUUUACAAUAUAGCAUCCAUCUCAUUCAUUAAUAUUUCCCCAAAAA
Populus euphratica (Euphrates poplar) is the source of this 2738-nucleotide messenger RNA. Its product is annotated as VIN3-like protein 2. Gene Ontology annotation, biological process: vernalization response; epigenetic regulation of gene expression. Gene Ontology annotation, molecular function: protein binding. Lineage: Eukaryota; Viridiplantae; Streptophyta; Magnoliopsida; Malpighiales; Salicaceae. Bases 318 to 2522 code for a protein of 734 amino acids. The record is from RefSeq and is a predicted model, not a curated record. The transcript has 4 exons.